AGUCUUCUCCGAAUAGUAGGGUUGUUGUUUAUUGUUUUUUUUCUUCUUUCCAGCUACACAAUAAUUAGGAUCACUCCUUUCAAAUAUAUAUCGUGUAAUCAAGCAAAGAUCUACUAUAGACAAAGAUCUGAAUUGGAACAAUUAAGAAUUAUUAAAGGGGAUAAAAAUCUGCCCGGAAAAUGGCCGAAGAUCAGAAACAGCAUAAAAUAUCAAGUACUUUGGUCAAUGAUGAGAAGAAAAUCAUUCGUAAGGAAGUUGAGAAACAAAGGAGGAUGCAAAUGUCUAUUCUAUGCUCAUCACUCAGCUCUUCACUUCCUUUUCACCUAAUUAAGGGAAAGCGUUCAGUAUCAGAUCAAAUAGGUGAGGCAGCAAAUUAUGUUCAAUUUCUGAAGGAGAAGGUUAAUGAACUUGAAGUGAAGAGGGAUAAGCUCAAAGAAAUUAUUAGUUCAAGAAUGAUUGAAACUGCAAAUAUUGAAUUAUCAGCAGAUCCUUCAAAUAUGGUGAAGUGUGUCAACAUUAAUCAAAUUCCAGAUGGGGUGGAAAUUGUUAUAUGCCUUGGUUUCGAGGAUUGCGGUUCGCGUUUAUCAGAUUUAAUGAAAAUAAUAGUUCAAGAAGGAUGUGAUGUUGUUCACUGUGUUACCAACCAUGUUAAUGGGAAGAUAUUUCAUACUAUUAAAUCCGAGGUGGAAGACUUGACACACUUUGAUCUUGCUAGGCUGCAAAACAAACUGGAUCACGCAAUCUUAUUGUCAAGGUAGUCAUGUAUAGCAUGUCAUGAGGAGAGAACCAAGUGCUAUUUGUGAUAUCAGGACUAUACAUAAAAAUAUGAUCAGUAUUUUCCUUCUUUGAUUAACUUGUACUUGUAAUGUCCGUGCAUUUGAUGCCAAAACAUUUCUUACUAAAGUCAAUAUGUGUGACUAUGAUUAGGAUUCUCAAGCGGCCUUCAGUUGAUUUGUAUGUAAUGAAUGUUAGUACUGGUGUUUCAUAUUUCUAAUUUCUUGCCUUAGCCUGAU
Molecule: messenger RNA, 1013 nt
Organism: Vicia villosa (hairy vetch)
Lineage: Eukaryota; Viridiplantae; Streptophyta; Magnoliopsida; Fabales; Fabaceae
Product: transcription factor bHLH36-like
Exons: 3
Coding region: 180-758 (192 amino acids)
Biological process (GO): regulation of transcription by RNA polymerase II
Cellular component (GO): RNA polymerase II transcription regulator complex
Molecular function (GO): protein dimerization activity; DNA-binding transcription factor activity, RNA polymerase II-specific; RNA polymerase II transcription regulatory region sequence-specific DNA binding
Source: RefSeq, a predicted model, not a curated record